Messenger RNA from Acaulospora morrowiae, 642 nucleotides. The record is from the annotation of a GenBank genome assembly. NCBI's taxonomy places the organism in Eukaryota, Fungi, Glomeromycota, Glomeromycetes, Diversisporales, Acaulosporaceae.
AUGCCGAUGAUGAGGAAGGUAGUAACAAUAAUGAUAGCGCCAAUAACGAGGAAGGCAGUAAACAGCAAUAAUGAUAUCACCAAUAAUGAGGAUGACGAAGAUGCCGGCGACGGUAACAUAGACGAAGAAGAAUAUUUAGAUGAAAACAAGAUAAUCGUUUAUGAUAUUAUUGAUUGCUAUGUAUCAACAACUCGGGCUGAUCUAGAUAUUCUAGAAAUAUAUCAUAAAAUUCUACAUGAAAUUUUCGACGAAAUAGACAAGGAUUAUAUAACAGAUGAAAUUCAUAAUUUUCUCACCGACUUUUUUAAUGCUGAUCACGGUAAACAAGGAUGGUAUGAUUCAGUUAAGAGAAUAGUCAUUAAUGAAAAAGACUCAGAAUUACUGCAAGGUACAAAAGAACUGCUUAAGGGAACAUUAGGACGAUUAUGCACUAAACCCCUUGAGAGAUGUUACGAUUUUAGAAAGGCCUUAUCUCUUAUACAUCCGUUAAUGAAAUGCGUUGUGGAUUUUCGCAACGGUGAAAUUUCUUUGCAAGGAAAGCAAGUCAUGACAGAUGGUGUUGGAUACCUUAAUGAUGUCUCAAGCUACCAAAUCGUUUGCAUGGAAGGGGCAAAUCAGAGGCGAGGAAUGAAAAAAUGUUAA